Molecule: messenger RNA, 619 nt
Organism: Durusdinium trenchii
Lineage: Eukaryota; Dinophyceae; Suessiales; Symbiodiniaceae
Source: the annotation of a GenBank genome assembly
CACAGAAAAUACGCCUUCGCUGGCUUCAGCCAACAUGGCCAUGGACCCCUUGGCCUUGGCGGGCGCGGGCCUCGCCAUCCAUGCGGGGCUGGAUGGCAUGGGUGUGGCCGGUGACGCCGGCAGCGCUGGCGCGAGUGCCGUGAAAGCGGAGAAGGUGGAUCCCUUCGGCGCGGUGCUCGCCGGCUUGAUCCACCACAUGGGCGAGGUGGCCGAGCGGCCGAAGCCCACGGUCUGGGGCGCCGAGCUGGACGAUCCGGAGCUCGGGCCGAAGAUCGCCUUGGCCGCCGAGGAGGCGAUGAAGAGCAUCAAGGCCGACUGGGGGCCAAUCUUCGUCUACGGGCCUAUGCUGCUGCCAGCGGUCUGGGGUGAGUUGAUUGGACGAGUCCCUGACAUGGCGGCGGCGAAGAUCUUCGGCUUCCUCCGGCGGGGCCUCACCUGUUCGCCCGAGGCGGCCCUCAUGGAGGAGCACGCGACCGGGCCACGUGAACCCAGCGAAGCAAGUGACCGCACUUGAUCCCACCGGCUUGAGGGCACUAGCCAAGCUGGUGAAGAGACGCGCCCCGAAUCACCUGAAUCGCCAUGCUGAAAGACUCCCCAAGGAACGGGGGGGUUCCUGGUG